Molecule: messenger RNA, 1799 nt
Organism: Salvelinus sp. IW2-2015
Lineage: Eukaryota; Metazoa; Chordata; Actinopteri; Salmoniformes; Salmonidae
Product: keratocan
Molecular function (GO): protein binding
Source: RefSeq, a predicted model, not a curated record
CCAGCAGUGCCAAAACACACAAUGAAGCUGACAUCGGCCACCAAGAAUCUCAAGACAAAGACAGGGAAACAUCAAAAGAAAGACAAAAUAAAUGAGAGGAAAGGUAAACCUCUGAAAAAGGACAACAAAACCAAAGAGACAAAACAGGAGAGGAAGGAGGGCACAAAUCCGGCAUACUUCCCCUACUUCAAAGACAACUACUGUCCCCCGGAGUGUGCCUGCUAUGGACGAGUGGUCCAGUGUUCCGACAAGGGGGUGGAGAAGGUUCCGUACGGCAUCCCUUAUAACUCCCGCUACGUCCUCCUGAUGAACAACCGCAUCGACAGCAUUCAGCUGGACCUGCUCAAUGAGUACCUGUCCAUGGAGUUCCUGGUGCUCAGCAACAACCGGCUGACAGACGGCUCCAUCGAGGGGGCCUUCGAGGGCAUCCCGGCCCUGAGGCGGCUCUACCUGGACCGGAACCUACUGGAGAGYGUGCCCACAGACCUGCCCGCCUCCCUGGAAGAGCUGCGUCUGGAURACAACCRKCUKAAYGUGAUGUCGGAGGGGGCCUGGGCCCACUGCCCCGGCCUGCUGGUCCUCAGCCUSAGCAACAACAGCCUGGGGAAUGGGAAYGAUACUCUCCCCGCCAGUGUGCUCUCACCUCUGGGCAGYCUGCGCACCCUCAGCCUGGACCRCAACCGGCUGGCCUCGGUGCCUCUGGGCUUACCGCUAUCUAUCAGGGAGUUGUACCUCCGUGGCAACCUUAUCCAGAAGUUCCCAGGGGAGGCCUUCAUGGGUACCUCAGAGCUGGUGAUUCUGGAUUUGAGCGCUAACCGGCUAACCAACCAUGGCCUGCUCAGGGAGUCCCUCGUCAACGCCACCCACCUGGAGAGCCUCAACUUAGAGGGCAACCAGCUCAAGAAGGUACCCCGCCACCUCCCCUCUUCCCUCAAAACCCUCAACCUGGAGAGCAACCUCAUCUCCUCCGUGGGCAAAGCCUCCUUCCUCCACCUCCCCCACCUGGAGCACCUGGGCCUUGCCAGUAACAAGAUAGCCAGGGUGGCCUCGGGGGCCUUCAGGGCGCUGCCCGUCCUGCACCAACUGGACCUGUGUCACAACGCCCUGAACCAGGUGCCCAGGCAGCUGCCCCGGGGGCUACACUCGGUGGCACUCACACACAACAAGAUCCACUCAGUGCCCCGCGAUGCCUUCUGCUGGGGGGGUUCAGACCCCGGCCUCAGCAGCCUGGUGCUGGUGCAGCUGGAGCACAACCUCAUAGACCUGGGCCACCUGGACGCAAAAGCCUUCCACUGCCUCAGAGGCUUCCAGGUGGUACACUUCUACUGAGCUGCAGUCUAUAGAAUCCUGCAGGACAGUCAUACUGCAAAUAUAGAUUAUAGACAAUCCCACAACUGAAACCAAUUGCAGUGUUUUUUCUGCUCAACCUGAAAGUCUGUUGGGCUCCAACAUGGGGGUAAAAUGUUCUGCAAUACACAUAGAGAAACAGACAUCAUGUCGGGAGCUGAUUUUGAUUCAACAUUACAAGAUAACAAUGCAAGAUGGCCAGUUGAGUGAACUUGGAUCUCAAUGUGGAUAGCUAUACUGUACUGUAUGUCGUUGCUUUGGGUAAAGCUGUGAUUGAUGGAAGCCGCGAUAAGUGUUCAGCAAAAAUACUUACUUGAACCGCUCCCAUGAAGUCUGUGUUGAAAGACUAUGGCCUACUUCAAGGUCAAUGAUGCCACAUGCAGUUGAAGUCGAAAGUUUACAUACACCUUAGCCAAAUACAUUUAAACUCAGUUUUUCACAAUUCAUGACAU